This is a messenger RNA of Periophthalmus magnuspinnatus, 2035 nucleotides long. It is a transcript of the gene chn2, whose product is annotated as chimerin 2. Lineage: Eukaryota; Metazoa; Chordata; Actinopteri; Gobiiformes; Gobiidae. Gene Ontology annotation, molecular function: GTPase activator activity. The transcript is spliced from 14 exons. Bases 413 to 1810 code for a protein of 465 amino acids. The record is from RefSeq and is a predicted model, not a curated record. Gene Ontology annotation, biological process: regulation of small GTPase mediated signal transduction; signal transduction; positive regulation of GTPase activity.
AUGUUCACUGUGUGGCACGUGUCAGUGCUGGUUUUGGUUUUAAUUGCCAGUGUCAGAAGGUGUAGGGUCUGGCACUACUCCCUCACAAACUUUCUCUUUAAGAGGCGAGAUUCUGCUGCUUGGUCUGUUUAUUACACAGCUCGAAACUGGCACAUGGGCACCCUGGCUGGGCACAAUGCGAAUGCGACAGCGUGAGCUCCUGCCGAGGUGAACGCAUGCUGUGGAUGAAAGGAGGGCACAAGAACCGCUGAUUCAGACAAUCGACCUGCUAUUUGGACCAAAUGAGACGUGAACUGGAGCAGUUCGUGGAGGUGUACACGUGAGGGACAUCAUGGAGGAAGUCCCGGGGACGAGAUGCUGUGAGCGCACCUUCACCAAGUAACUGAGCCGUGGAGUGAACACACGGACAGGGAUGGCUGCGUCUAGUAACUCCAGCCUCUCUGGUUCAUCCCUGUCUUCCGACCCUGAAGAUUACCAACCACCCAUAUGGAAAUCCUACUUGUACCAGCUUCAACAGGAGGCUCCAAGACCAAAGAGGGUCACAUGUCCACAGGAGAUGGAGACCCGGCCCAAAUACUACGGCAGAGAAUUUCAUGGUAUCAUAUCUCGGGAAUAUGCCGACGAGCUGUUGGGGGGAGUGGAGGGAGCUUACCUCAUCAGAGAGAGUCAAAGACAGCCAGGGACUUACACCUUGGCUUUAAGGUUUGGGCAUCAGUCACUCAACUACAGGUUAUUCUACGAUGGGAAGCACUUUGUUGGGGAGAAAAGGUUUGAAUCGGUGCAUGACCUUGUAACAGAUGCUUUGAUUACUCUGUACAUCGAGACGAGGGCGGCAGAGUAUAUCGCCAAAAUGACCACCAACCCCAUCUACGAACACCUGGGCUACACGUCGCUGCUCAAAGACAAGACAGUGCACAGACUGAGCCGGGCCCGCACAGAACAACGGCGUGUCACUUUCCAAAGGGAUGAAAAGAUAACAUCCCCUGUGGUGCGCAAGACUGCACUUAAAGAUGCUCCAGAGAAGCAGUGUUCUUAUGAGAAGAUCCACAACUUUAAGGUGCACACGUUCAGAGGGCCACACUGGUGUGAAUACUGUGCCAACUUCAUGUGGGGUCUUAUUGCUCAAGGCGUCCGCUGCUCUGACUGUGGGCUGAAUGUACACAAACAAUGCUCCAAACUGGUGCCCAGCGACUGCCAGCCAGACCUGCGCAGGAUUAAAAAAGUCUUCAGCUGUGACCUCACCACUCUUGUCAAAGCUCACAACACAACACGACCAAUGGUGGUAGACAUGUGCAUACGCGAAAUAGAAUUUAGAGGUAUGAAAUCUGAAGGUCUCUAUCGAGUUUCUGGCUUUUCUGAACACAUAGAAGAUGCACGACUCACCUUUGAUCGAGAUGGCGACAAGGCUGAUAUCAGUGCCAGUGUUUUUGCAGACAUCAACAUCAUUGCUGGGGUUUUAAAGUUGUACUUAAGAGACCUACCCAUUCCUAUCAUCACAUUUGAUUUAUACUCCAAAUUUAUUCAGUCUGCAAAGAUUCCAGAUUCUGAGUCUCGACUGGAGGCCAUUCAUGAAGCUCUUCUCCAGUUGCCACCUGCCCACUAUGAGACGUUACGUUACCUGAUGGCUCAUCUCAAGAGGGUAACAAUGUUUGAAAAGGACAAUUUAAUGAAUGCAGAGAACCUGGGUAUUGUCUUUGGUCCAACUCUUAUGCAACCUCCAGAACUGAAUGCGUUGACGACACUGAACGACAUGAGACAGCAGAAGUUAGUGGUGCAGCUUAUGAUUGAGAACGAAGAUGUCUUGUUUUAAUGACUCAAAAACAUGAUGGAGGAUUAUUUAUUCUAUAGAAAAGUAUGAGUUAGAUUUUUCCUAACAUUCUUGUUUUUGUUGUUGACGGUGUUGCUGUAUUAGGUGAGUUUUCAGAACAUAAAAAAAUACAUUUUUUACUGUUCCCUCCAGUUUUGCAUGGAGGACCAUCACUACCUGCUGUAGAUGGUCUAAAUGACAAAGCUGUGAGAAUUUUCUACAGAUAAU